AAAGAGGUUCGAACAAACUUGAGCUGCUGAACUGAGCUGCGUGACGGAGGGGUCAGAGGUCAGAGGUUGAGACAACAGAGAGGCUUGUACUGGGUUGUUGCGUGCCCAACGUGGAGCUGCAGGUGUGUAUAUCAGAGAAAGCAACCCGGGCAGACAGACUGAGGUAACUGCAGCAGGCCCUGUCACUCCCUACAGGACAUACUGAGAGAGAGAGAGACGCUCUGAGGUACCGACUUYCAGGACUUCUCCUACAGGGGUCACCCACCACAACAUGCAGGGGACGAGUGAACACGAACACCAAGARAAUAACAUGGAAGCCACUGCCGUUAAAGAGACAAGCAGAGUAUCCAACCAUAGCAACCCUAGCAACCAUAGCGCGACUGCAGAGCAAGGCCGAGAUUCAGUCAACAGUAACGGCCACACCAGAGGGACGUUGUACCCCGCUGAGGUUCCGUCUCUACGGGGUCUCAGGAAGACCCAGAGCAGCACAUUGGAGGAGGAAGAGAAGGUCUGGAGGACCAAUAAGAGCACAGUGCUGUCCAGAGGAUCUAAUCUAACCCGCUCUGGGAGCGUCAAGGACCUGAUCCACAAGUUCUCAGGCUCAGAGAACGGCGAACCCUCGUCAGUCAAGGAAAACGGCUCACCAGUUCUGUCAAUGGGCGGAUCCCUGCCUGAAGACUCUAACCGGACAAUCAGGAUGUCCACAGCCAGAACUGCGGAGGUACUGGCCUAUCAGAACUCCCAGUCCAACCCAAACACAGCCACUCUCUGUAGUACCACAGUACAGACCCAGAGCCCAGUCAGGAUGUCCACAGCCAAGUCCACCUCCCAGUCCAACCCAAACAGAGCCACUCCCAGUAGUUCCACAGUACAGACCCAGAGCCCAGUCAGGAUGUCCACAGCCAAGUCCACCUCCCAGUCCAACCCAGCCAUUCACAGCAGCAGCACCGCAGACAGCCAGAACCCGAUACCUUCUAUCAAACUAACCCCUCCACCCAUGGAGUCUCAGCCCGGCCUUAAGGAGGCGAAGACAGGCUCGCCGCAGCCCAGCAGUCCUUCAGACAGUCAUUCCCAGAAGGGUCAGGGUCAGAGCCAGGGUGGCUCUGACAGAGAUUCCACGGCAGGCUCCGGAUUGGGUUCGGAAUCAGACUUUAAUCCCAACAAGAGGCCUGAAAGUCCCCCAUCUGAAGACGAGCCAUCCAAUCCCGUCAACGUCCACCAGAACCCCAAAUACCAACUGUACCUGAGUGGAGACGUGACAGGGAACGGUUCCAGGGAUACAAAUGGAACGUUUGGGGGAGAAAACGGGAACGGGAUGGAACCCAGGAACAGUUCCCGUUGGGACAGCACUAGCUCCAGAUACGGGCCAAACUAUCACGGGUCCCUGGAAUCUCUGGCCUCUCGGGACUGGGACACCAUGUCGGACAGGGUGAGGAACAGAGGUCUGGGGCCACUUGGGGCUGGUGUUUCAGCCAACCUCUUCCUGGAGAUCUACUGUCCUGUAGGUUUCAUCCAACCCUUCCUGGAGAUCUACUGUCCUCCUAUGAUCUGCGACUCCAAGAUCGUGUACGACUCCAGGAUCGUGUACGACUCCAGGAUCCUGUACGACUCCAGGAUCGUGUGCGACUCCAGGAUCGUGUACGACUCCAGGAUCGUGUACGACUCCAGGAUUGUGAGCGACUCCAGGAUCGUGUACGACUCCAGGAUCGUGUGCGACUCCAGGAUCGUGAGCGACUCCAGGAUCGUGUGCGACUCCAGGAUC
This is a messenger RNA of Salvelinus sp. IW2-2015, 1762 nucleotides long. RefSeq lists its product as uncharacterized. Lineage: Eukaryota; Metazoa; Chordata; Actinopteri; Salmoniformes; Salmonidae. The record is from RefSeq and is a predicted model, not a curated record.